Zasmidium cellare ATCC 36951 is the source of this 2091-nucleotide messenger RNA. RefSeq lists its product as uncharacterized. The record is from RefSeq and is a predicted model, not a curated record. The coding region runs from base 1 to 2091 and encodes 696 amino acids. The transcript has 6 exons. NCBI's taxonomy places the organism in Eukaryota, Fungi, Ascomycota, Dothideomycetes, Mycosphaerellales, Mycosphaerellaceae.
AUGGCUCUCAACGUCCCCGCCACUGCUGUCAACGCCAGACCUCUCACUCCCCUCAACCGCUCGCCGUCGGCAUCCAGCCUGAACAAGCAGGUCGAGCAUGAUGAUGAUCUGACUUCCACCUCCGCCAGACCAUCUCGUCGCAACUCUGAGGCCAGCAUGGGCAAGCCCGGCGCAUCGACUCCAGUCAGAGGCAUCUCUCCAGCACCUCCAUCUACAUCAGCUGCUCAGACCGCCCCUUCAGCUCCUGGCACCACCGGCACGAUCGCGACUGGAGUUCCUCCCUAUGUCGCCGCAGCUGCUGAGCAGGCCGCUCUCGAUGCGCCUGAUGACCAGUGGCAGCAGCAGCAGCCAGAUCCUGCCAAACCAACGCGUGCGUCGACUGCACCGAAUUCAAAGACCACAGCCGGAGCAGAUGCUUCUCAGCCCACGAAGACCGGCCCAAGUACAUCUACUGCUGCCGUGGACAAGACACCAGUGCCUGCGACUGCUACUGGGAAGCCGACUUCGAGCCUUCCAGCGUCGGCAGCGCCAGGUGUUGAUAUCCAGCCACAGCAAUCGACAGCGACGAAGCCAGCGACACCUGCACCAUCGUCUACCGUGGCGCCUGCAACAGCUGCGGCGAAGGCGGCGAGCACUCAGCCUGCCUCAAGUCAACCGACCGUGGACGCAUCGAAGCCAUUCGCAGCUGCUCCUCCACCCACAGGCCCACAGUCUGCUCCAACUUCAGCGGCUGCACCACAACAGGCCGCCGCACAGCACGCGGCAGAUGCAAAGGCUUCCGCGCCUGCUCAGACUGCCACCACGGCCAAGGAUGCAGUGCCGGCCAUCAUCACUCGUUCGCCAACUGCAAAACUACCUGCGAAAGAUGCCUCUCACGAUCAGCACCUCCACAAGCCUGAUGCACGGAAGAACACUGUGAGCUUGUACGCUGGCAAGAACCACAAGCAGACGGACUUCAACACUGGGCCGCUUGCAGCCAACAGUCCAUACUUCAAGAAGAUGCUAGCUGAGGACGAGGGACACGAUGGCUCGUUGGGCUCUCCUGACCAGGAGACAUUCGAGGAUGCCGAUGAGUUCUCGAUGGCAUUGAUGAAGCAUUGGCUCGAGAAUAACCACAAACUUCCUGGGCCGCAUGACUUUCACUCCCUUCAACACUACCUUGGCUUGUACGUGCUGGCAAAGAAGUUCCAGAUAGAGCCGCUGGAGAACCAAGUGAUGGACCUCACGCGCCACUACUACCGCCGCGAGAAGAUGACAGCUCCAGCUUUCCGUCUCGAGUACAUCUACACGUACACGCACGGACCCAACCUCAUGCGCAGCUUCCUCAUCUCGACCGCGGCUUAUCGAUGCCUCGUUGAGCAGACUUCUGUUCCAGGGGUCUACAUCUCUGACUCCAUUCGAGGUGUCUUGGCCAAGAACAACGACAUGACCAUCGACCUCGCUGAGUCUGCUAUCCAGCUGCACAAGUCUGGACUCCCAGACCCGCGUUCUGAGCCUUGGCAGAGUGAUGGCCAGGACGAUGUCUCGGCUGAUGGAGGAUCUGUGGGUGGUGACAUGGCUGACGAUCCGGCAGAGCCAGCGCCCCCUGCCGUCGAGCGAGUCGGUGCCACACCCGUUGUGGUCGAGAAAAAGGAAGAGCCCAAGAAAGAGGAGAAGAAGGUCGAAGAAGUCGAGGUUGUUGAAGCGAAGCCGAAGGCCGAAGAAGUCAAAGUGGUCGAGACAAAGCCCAAAGCCGAGGAGGUCAAGGUGGUCAAGAAGGACGACGUGAAGCCAGAGUCCGUCCCUGUCGUUGUCGAGAAGAAGGUCGCGGAGAAGAAGGUUCCCACGAAGAAGAGAUCUUUCCGGGAACGCUUCUACCUGUACCGCACCAGCACGGCCACCGAUACCACCAAGACGACGGACACGACGAAGAAGACCGGCUUCCUGACGAAGAAAGUGUCGAGCGGAAAGAACGUGAUGUUGUAUCACGUCGUCAAGUACAAGUUCCACAAAGCUUUCAACUUUGUCUACAAGAAGCAUGAUGUCCCCGAAAACCCGGUGUCUUCUGCGGCCUCGGUAACGUCUUAUAUCGGCCUAAAGGCAACCCAAUGA